Danio aesculapii is the source of this 2550-nucleotide messenger RNA. It is a transcript of the gene ppp2r5ca, whose product is annotated as protein phosphatase 2, regulatory subunit B', gamma a. Lineage: Eukaryota; Metazoa; Chordata; Actinopteri; Cypriniformes; Danionidae. The transcript is spliced from 13 exons. Gene Ontology annotation, biological process: signal transduction; protein dephosphorylation. The record is from RefSeq and is a predicted model, not a curated record. Gene Ontology annotation, molecular function: protein phosphatase activator activity. Gene Ontology annotation, cellular component: nucleus; cytosol; protein phosphatase type 2A complex. The coding region runs from base 144 to 1577 and encodes 477 amino acids.
CGCUGACAUCACUGAGCAGUCGGCUCCUCCAGCACACAGCUUCAUUUUCUGCUCAGCUUUUGUUAAAAUGGAGGCUGGUCUCGGGCCGUGAGCAGUGUGUGUGUUUCUGCGACGCGCGCUGGCGUGUGUGUGACCCCGGCAGGAUGGUUGUAGACGCUCCCAACGCCAACGGGCCCUUCCCGCCUGUGGCUCUGAUGCACUUCAGGGACGUGGCUCCGGCCGAGCAGGAGAAGCUCUUCGUGCAGAAGCUCCGUCAGUGCUGCGUCCUCUUUGACUUCCUCUCUGACCCGCUCAGCGACCUGAAAUGGAAGGAGGUGAAGCGGGCAGCGCUGAGCGAGAUGGUGGAGUACAUCACCCACAACCGCAGCGUCAUCACGGAGCCCAUUUACCCAGAGGUGGUGCACAUGUUCGCAGUGAACAUGUUCAGGACUCUUCCACCUUCCUCCAACCCGACUGGAGCAGAGUUUGACCCCGAGGAGGAUGAACCCACUCUGGAAGCAGCGUGGCCACAUCUACAGCUGGUGUACGAGUUCUUCCUGCGCUUUUUAGAGUCGCCUGAUUUUCAGCCCAAUGUUGCCAAGAAGUACAUUGACCAGAAAUUUGUGAUGCAGCUCCUGGAUCUGUUCGACAGUGAAGAUCCGCGCGAGAGAGACUUCCUGAAGACCACCCUGCACCGAAUAUACGGGAAGUUUCUGGGGCUUCGAGCGUACAUUAGGAAACAGAUUAACAACAUCUUUUACAGGUUCAUUUAUGAGACCGAGCAUCACAACGGAAUAGCUGAACUGCUGGAGGUGCUGGGAAGCAUCAUCAACGGCUUCGCUUUACCGCUGAAAGAAGAGCACAAGAUCUUCCUGCUGAAGGUGUUGCUGCCGCUGCAUAAGGUGAAGUCUCUGAGCGUCUACCAUCCGCAGUUGGCGUACUGUGUGGUUCAGUUCCUGGAGAAGGACAGCACACUGACCGAACCGGUGGUGAUGGCGCUCCUCAAGUACUGGCCGAAGACACACAGCCCGAAGGAGGUGAUGUUCCUGAACGAGCUGGAGGAGAUCCUGGACGUCAUCGAGCCCUCAGAGUUCGUCAAGGUGAUGGAGCCGCUCUUCCGGCAGCUGGCCAAGUGUGUGUCCAGCCCGCACUUCCAGGUGGCAGAGCGAGCGCUGUAUUACUGGAACAACGAGUACAUCAUGAGUCUCAUCAGUGAUAACGCAGCCAAGAUCUUACCCAUCAUGUUCCCCGCGCUCUACAGAAACUCCAAGAGCCACUGGAACAAGACGAUCCACGGCCUGAUCUACAACGCUCUGAAGCUCUUCAUGGAGAUGAACCAGAAGCUGUUUGAUGACUGCACACAGCAGUUCAGAGCUGAGAAGAACAGAGAGAAGGCCAAGCUGAAGGAGCGAGAGGAGGCCUGGAUGAAGAUCGAGAGUCUGGCACAGUCAAACCCGCAGGUGUCCCGGGAGCAGAGGAAGGAGCGUCCGCUCGUCAGGCGUAAAUCGGAUCUCCCGCUGGACUCCUUCACCACUAAAGCCUUGGAGACGCAGCGGCGAGCAGAAGACCUGCUGAGCAACCACACACACGGCCACUAGCUGGCGCUGCGCUGUAACACACUGCACUCUCAGGGGUUCCACUGGAGGAGCACACCUACACUGUCCUCUACAUAUGGGUCCGUCCGGCUCUGCUCUUCCCACUGUGUGUGUGUGUGUGUGCGCGAGACAGAGGCUCAGAACAGUGUGUGUGUGCGUGUGUGUGUGUGUGCGUGUGUGUGUGUGUGUGUGUGGAAGAGCAGAAGCUUUCUUCACUUUGACGUUCUGUUGAGGUUCAGGGACGGCUGCCAGUGCCAAUACUGUCACGUUUAUUAGCUUCCUGUUAACGGCAGUGUGUGUGUGUGUGUGUGUGUGUGUGUUUUCUGCUUCGCUGAUGUGCGGUUUCACAGACGGACACACAAAUGGUCACUUCUGUGCCAUAAUGAACUCCUGACGGACCAGCGGAGCUCUUCCUGCUGUUUACUGGUUCACUCAGUGUGUGUGUGUGUGUGUGUGUGUGUGUGUGUGUGUGUGUUUGUGAGACGUCUACACCCAUAUCAGCACUUCUGACCGGAGCCGCUGGUUCUGCUGGAUCUCGGACUCGCUGCUGAGCGGGAAACACGUCCGUCUUUUCCAGAACGAUCUCUGUGCCUUCAGCAGCGGGACCAGCGAUGAUUCACUGAUUCACUGAUUCAGCAUCGCACACUUGACUCUCUGGAGAUUCGGUUCGUUCGCAUGAGUCGACUCAAACGCUGACGCUUCGAUUGUUCAUCUCCGUCUGGAUGUUUCCUGAUAUUUACUGAAAUACCAAGAAGCACUUCCUGAAAACUUGAAAACUCUACUGUGUGUGUGUGUGUGUGUGUGUGUGUGUGUGUGUGUGUGUGUGUGUGUGUGUGUGUGUGUGUGAUGAAUCAGUCGCAUGCUUACAGUCGUCUCUGUACUGUUGUUUCAGCUUCUGUAUGUUUUCUCGCUGCGGUUUCUUUCUUCUCUAUAAUGAUUAAUGCAGUAUGUGAGCAUAUAAAUGUUGAUGUAUGAA